Molecule: messenger RNA, 1152 nt
Organism: Lachancea lanzarotensis
Lineage: Eukaryota; Fungi; Ascomycota; Saccharomycetes; Saccharomycetales; Saccharomycetaceae
Gene: SPO11
Product: LALA0S01e10264g1_1
Exons: 1
Coding region: 1-1152 (383 amino acids)
Biological process (GO): meiotic DNA double-strand break processing; reciprocal meiotic recombination; meiotic DNA double-strand break formation
Cellular component (GO): nuclear chromosome
Molecular function (GO): ATP binding; DNA topoisomerase type II (double strand cut, ATP-hydrolyzing) activity; DNA binding
Source: RefSeq, a predicted model, not a curated record
AUGAAAGGCCAAACCUCCUCGAAGCGCUCUCUCAUAGAUUAUAUGAAAUGCUCCCCAACUAGGAAAGACUUCGAAGAAGCUUUGGAACCAGAAGUCAGAAUUAUCAAAUUAACCAAACUGCAAAAAUCCCAUACAGUUGAGUCAGAGAUCGAUAUGCUUUUGUCACUAGCUAAAAACGGCAUAGAGCAACAUGCCGAACACAUAGUGAUCACACUUGAGGGUUCAAAUGGUCAGGUCAAAAAUCCGCUUAACUAUCCGUUUUACGGGUUCGAGCGAUUGCAGGGCCCUCCAGCAGCGAAAAGCGCAGUAUUAAUGAGUCUCAUGAGCCGCAUCUCGGCAAUUGCAAAACAGAAAGAAAGUUGUACAAUUCGGGACGUUUUCUACAUGAAUGUCGAGCUUUAUCAAAACCAGCAGAUAGUUUCAGACUCGUUGCGUGAAAUAGCCGACGCAUUUCAGGUGACGGAUCUGAACGAACUCGGCAUAUACGCAGCGCAGAAGGGCUUAUGUUUUACGCCUGUGGAUUUACACUUCGAUAUCGGGAAGAUUAUAAUCCACAAUCAAAAAUCGCUGGUUCCGCUUAUGAGUCCAUCCGUCCACUUCUCGGGCGAUUGGUUGCGGGUGAAGCGUAUCAUCGUAGUCGAGAAGGACGCAAUUUUCAGCAAACUUGUGGAAAACGCAAGCGUGUGUAAAGAUUGCAUAUUGAUAACGGGUAAAGGAUUUCCGGACUGGCUGACUCGUCACUUUCUUCACAAGCUAAUGGUGUGCUGUCCGCCCAGAGUCGAAUUCGAAAUUUACACCGACAGCGAUCCUUACGGUAUCGACAUUGCUCUCAAGUAUACUUUCAAUUGUGUCAAAACUGAAUAUCAGUGUCCGCGGCUAACCUACCGCGGGGUAAUGAUUCAGGACUUGUUACACGAUCGGAACGCGGCACGCAAUGGACUGCAGCUAUUGAAUCUAUCGGCUCGUGACUUUCGAUACGCUUCGAACCUAUUGGCGCGUCUGGAAAAUACGGCAUUGAAGAACUCUAAGAAAAGGGUCCUGACGCGGGAACUACAGCGCCAAAUGUUUUACCAAAAAAAGGCAGAGAUGAACACAGUCCAUGGUGCCAACUUCGCGCAAUAUCUGCUGGCCAAGUCCCACAUUCUGAAAUGA